GCCACCAAAAAUCCUUUAAUUGGAACUUCCUGCAAACUUCAUAGGAAUCUCUAGUGUUAACUAUCUCGAACAGAAUAAAUUCCGACAGCAUCAGUGAUGUCUCCCCACAAAUGAGUGCUAUUGGAUGAGGAUAGUAUUUUGUGACUCGAAUAAACGUCGAGUGGCUGGACGCUAGCAAGGACAAAGUGGUGGUGGCCUAGAUUUGGUCGGGAAUCAUUGAACUGCGAGACAAAGGUUACCACUGAGAAACAGCGAUAACGCACAGACGUGAGGAAAGACAUGCUGAAGAACAACCAGACGUCAUUCGAGGAAAAAUGGCCCCAAAUGCGGCCGAUAGUGCUGAAGCUUUUAAAGCAGGAACCGGUCACGCACUCCGAAUGGCAGGAGCUAUUCUAUGCGGUACAUUUGGUGUGCCUCUGGGAUGACAAGGGUCCUUCCAAAAUACAUGACUGCCUCCAGGAGGACAUCGUAACAUUCAUCAAACAAGCCCAAAGCCGAGUACUUGCGCAACGCGAGGAACAGGCCCUGCUGAAGGCAUACAUCGUCGAAUGGAGAAAGUUCUUUACCCAGAGCAGUUAUCUACCAUUACCAUUCUGGCAGUUGGAGAAUGCCCUGCAGGGUAAAAGCCAAUCCUCCGGGCACAACUCGAGUAGCAGUUCCUCCAAAAAGUCCAACCACUCGGACGACAGCAUCGUGCGGAAGCUGAUGCUGGACCUAUGGAAUCAGAGCAUUUUCAUGAAUAUCAAGCACCGAUUACAGGAUUCGGCCAUGAAGCUGGUCCAUGCAGAGCGGAACGGCGAAGCAUUCGAUUCGCAGCUGGUGAUUGGAGUUCGCGAAAGUUACGUUAAUCUUUGUUCCAACACCGAAGAUAAGCUGGAAAUCUAUCGGGAGAACUUCGAGGCGGCAUAUCUUCAGGCUACGUCCGCAUUUUACCGCUUGAAAGCCAGCGAGCAGCUGCAGGCGGAUGGUGUUAAAAGCUUCAUGGAAUAUGCAGAUGCAAAGCUACGGGAGGAGGAGGCACGUGCCGAGCGAUACCUGGAACCGGGAAGCAUAACCGCCCUGGCUCAGUGCUGCGUUACGGUGUUAAUUGGCGAUCAUUUACCAACCCUAUUAGCGGAGUGUCCUCCCUUAAUAGAAGGCCGCGAAACAGACCGAUUGCAACUGAUGUUCCGCUUGCUGGAUCGCGUAGCCGGUGGAGUCGAUCCGAUGCUUCGUGAUUUGGAAAAUCAUAUUGUCCAGGCUGGCCUAGCUGAUAUGGUUGCCGCAGCGGAUGUCAUCACGCAAGACUCGGAAAAAUACGUAGAAAGACUGCUGGAAUUGUUCCGCCGGUUUAGUAAUCUGGUGAAGGAAGCCUUCAACGAUGAUCCACGUUUUCUGACGGCACGUGACAAGGCCUUCAAAACGGUAGUCAACGACACGACGGUAUUCAAGCUGGAACUGCCAACGUCGGCCACGGCGAUGGCCCGUGGAAUCAAGUCGGCGACGCCCGAGUCCAAGUGUCCGGAAUUGUUGGCCAACUACUGUGAUAUGCUGCUACGACGGACACCCUUCAGCAAGCGGCUCACCACGGAGGAGAUCGAAUCGCGUCUCAAGGACGUUUUGCUGGUGCUCAAAUACGUAAGCAAUAAGGAUGUCUUCAUGCGGUACCAUAAGGCGCAUCUCACCAGGAGACUGAUUCUCGAUUCCAGUGCUGACAGCGAAAAGGAAGAGGAUAUGGUCGAGUGGUUACGGGAGGUCGGUAUGCCAGCUGACUACGUCAAUAAGCUAGCUAGGAUGUUCCAGGAUAUAAAGGUUAGUGAGGAUUUAAACACUCAAUUCAGGUCGCAAACGACCCGACACGAUGCCAUCAACAUUAAGAUCCUGAACGCCGGAGCUUGGGCCCGCGGUUCCGAGCGUGUGUCUGUCAGCCUUCCGCUAGAGCUCGAAGACUACAUCCCCGAGGUGGAAGAAUUCUACAAGAAGAAACAUUCCGGUCGAAAGCUGCUAUGGUACCAUCACAUGAGCAACGGAACGAUUACCUUUGCAAACAACUCCGGGCGGUUCGAUCUUGACGUAACUACCUUCCAAAUGGCGGUGUUGUUCGCCUGGAACCAGCGUCCGAACGAGAAAGUCUCCUACGAAAAUCUUCGCUUGGCGACGGAACUUCCCGAUCCGGAACUACGUCGAACGCUGUGGUCUUUAGUAGCUUUUCCCAAGCUAAAGCGUCAGCUACUGUCGUAUGACCCGGUGGUAGCAAAUCCAAAAGAUUUCGCUGAAAAUACCCUGUUUUGGGUCAAUCAGGAGUUUGCUCUCAUCAAGAACGGCAAACCACAACGACGAGGUAAGGUCAAUCUGGUCGGGCGGUUACAAUUGAGCACCGAACGGUCCCAGCAAGAGGACAAUCAGUCUAUCGUACAGCUACGGAUACUACGCACCCAGGAAGCCAUCAUCAAGAUCAUGAAGAUGCGAAAACGACUGAGCAAUGCUGCACUACAGGCCGAAUUGGUGGAUAUCCUGAAGAACAUGUUCCUGCCGUCGAAGAAAAUGAUCAAGGAACAGCUCGAGUGGCUGAUAGAGCACAAGUACAUGCGGCGGGACGACGACGACAUCAACACAUUCAUCUAUAUGGCUUAAAAGACUCGUGGCGGUUUGCUGGAAUUCAACAUAAAUCUUACCAACUUUUCAACCACGCAUAGACAGACAUGGAAAGUGGUGCUGGAGAUUACAAAUUAUAACGGUUUGGAUGCUCUUGUUUGAGCAUGGACAAAAAAAAAGAACUCCAAGGCAGUCUUCUUCUCUGUGGUAAUCAGAUCUGAAUCAGUUGAAAAUCUUUUUAAUUGUUAAACCAUUGCCCAGGGAGAAGAUAUUAUGCUUUGAGAAAAUAAACCCGAUAGGAUUUUAAGAACAA
Molecule: messenger RNA, 2887 nt
Organism: Ochlerotatus camptorhynchus
Lineage: Eukaryota; Metazoa; Arthropoda; Insecta; Diptera; Culicidae
Gene: Cul5
Product: cullin 5
Exons: 6
Coding region: 280-2613 (777 amino acids)
Biological process (GO): SCF-dependent proteasomal ubiquitin-dependent protein catabolic process; protein ubiquitination
Cellular component (GO): Cul5-RING ubiquitin ligase complex; SCF ubiquitin ligase complex
Molecular function (GO): protein-macromolecule adaptor activity; ubiquitin protein ligase binding
Source: RefSeq, a predicted model, not a curated record